UCUUGUCGCGUUGCAAGGCUGCGAUGCAGUGAUUUCGCUCUCGAAUUCCUGGCUGAUAGCAUGGGGAGGGGGAAAGAGACCGCUGCCUGGUCAGUCCGUCGUGUGUUUUCUUUCCUCCCUCUUGUUUGACUCUUCCUCUCUUGUGCGUCCUUUUCCUUGCCUGCCAAACUUCCAGUUGCGAGGCUCUGAGAGACAUGAUUCCAUGGGCAGCGCCAACCAGAUACGAAUUAAUCAAUCCCUUCUCUGCCGAUGCCGCCGCCACAGCAGGAGCUGACUUGGGCCACCUCGGCGGGAUGUGUCCGCAUCCAUGGAGGAGAGAAAGGAUUAAGAAACGCAGGCAUGCCAAUCAACCCCCCGGUCUGGCAGCAGCGACCAAGCGCGAGGAAAAGAAAAAUUUAUGGCUGCCAACCAAGCAAGCGUCAAACAAGAGGUUUUUUUUUUGCUUUUGUUCUUGGUGUUCUUUUCGAGCUCUAAGUUUCUUGUUUCUUGUUUCUACUUACUUUCCUUCGUCUUGUCUCUCUGUUCACAGCUUCUCGGAUCCAGGAGAGAGAGAGAAUGGCGCUUCCUUUUCUCGGUCUUUUUAUAUAUAUAGUCUACGGGCUACGUAUGACUCUCCUCCAGCAAAUUGGUCCACCCUGUGCUGAAGCCAAAAGGGAAAACAAUUGCUAUAGCAUAUGGCAGGCAUGUUGUGGCUCGGCUCCUACAGGGAUUUAAAUACUCGCAGCCCCAGCUUCUUUAUUGGACGGACAAGAGGAGAGGGGACGGGCGGAGCCUUCUUUCCGCAUAGAUACGCGCAACUUUCAAUAACUUGGGGCAGGGAGCUAUAUAUUGUGCUCUAGGCGCGGAUAUGAUAAUGGCCUAGUCCAGCGUAUUGUGCGAGUUUCGGCUGGUGCCGCUCAAUGGGCAUGCCUUCCAAUCCUGGUACACACUGUGGGUCUUGGGCAACUCUUCAUGUGCUCGGGGAUUAAACAAGCGCUUAACAAACGCCGAAAAGUUGACAAUGACGAGGAAGGAACAACGACUGGUAAUCUUGCGGUACUAGCGCCAUCUGCGACCGGGAAUUCAUAUCUGAGGAGCUGGGAACUAGCUGUUACCGCAACAGUUUCUCCCUCUUUAUAAGGCAGCCCGUGCUGUCUUCUCCACUUUGCUCGGGUCGGGUUAUGGAAGAAGCAGCAGCAGCAGCAGCAGCAGCAGGAGCAGCUCAAAGGCAAUCCUCUCUCAAAGCUCGUCGAUCAGUGAAGCCCAGGAACAGUAGCAGCAGCAGGAAAAGCGGAAGAAGGAACGUCCCGCUAAGUACCUGUGAUUUGGCAAUCCCGAAUGUGUACGCCAUGGCAAUCUACGCAUUCAAGGCACCCACCAGGCCUGGUGUGGUUGAGGAGCUGGAAAGGGGUCUGGCAGAGGCUUUGGACGAGUAUCCGGAAUGGGCAGGCAGGCUGUGCAAGGACUCUUCGUCCUCAUCUUCAUCAUCAUCGUCUUCUUGCUCCUCUGGUUUGAGCGGCAGCGUCGGCUCUAGCAAGGUGGUUAUUGAUCUCAAUGAUGACGGGGUUGCACUAAUGGAAGCAAGCAUGGACUGCUGUCUCCAGGAUUUGAUGCCUUUUAACCCAUGUCCCCUGCUUUUCCAGCUGGUUCCAGCUACGAAAUCUGUUGAAGAACUGCUCCUUGUCCAGGUGACCAGCUUCAAAUGUGGUGGCAUAGUUCUCGGCGUUGCCUGGCACCACCGUCUCGCAGAUGGACAGGCUUUCUUCAGCUUCAUGGACAACUGGUCUCGGCUCACCCGAGGCGCUCCACUGGCUUGCAGCCCGUUUCGCGAUAGAAGUGCAUUAAAUGCCGGGGAAACUGCUCAGCCGCUCCAGGAUGACUACUUGCUGCUGUCGCCUCCUCAGGCUCCAGCGCCGGCUCCGGACCCAGGUGCUGCCAAAACUCCUCCUCUCGCGGCGAGGAAGUUCCACUUUAGCAUGGAUUUGCUCCAGAGGAUCAAGAGAAGAGCCGGGGGAGACAGCUCUACGGACGAGCCGGCCUCCUCCACCACCAGAGGCGUGACAACUUUCGAGAGCCUGACGGCUCACUUGUGGCGGUGCAUCACCAAAGCCCGCGGCAUCACCGGCGACACCAAGACGCAGAUAAUGAUCCCCAUGAACGGGAGGAGCCGGCUGGAGCCGGCCAUCCCCGAGAGCUACUUCGGCAACGCGACUUUCAUGCCGUCGUCCGGGACCGAGGCCGGGGAGCUGACGAGCCGGCCACUGUGCUACGCAGCGCAGCUCGUCCACGGUGCCAUCAUCAAGGCCGACAGUAGCUACUUGCGCAGCGCGCUGGAACUUAUGGAGCUCCAGAACAGGAUGAUGAAAGACGAGGAGGUGGCGGAGGUGGUGGUGCCUCCCAGCAUGUCUCCUCACGUCGUGGUGACGAGCUGGGUGAGGUUCCCGCUCUACGACGUGGAUUUCGGCUGGGGGACGCCUCUCUACGUCGGCAACGUACUGGAUCUGUACGAGGGGAUCAUGAUCUUACUGCCAUCGCACACGCAGGACGGGAGCAUCGAUGCGGUGGUGGCUCUUUUCGAGCCGGAGAUCGAGACGCUCCAGGAAUUGUGCUAUCGUGAUGAUCUUCUCUAGCGGCAUUCUCGGCGGAGCGAGGGAAGGACGAAGAGCUCCAGCCCAACGAAGAAUCGUGCCACCAGCAAUCGAAGAAAGAAGAAGGAUCAAAAACGCUUUGGCUUUGUAUACUAAACUUUUGUUCUUUCGAAUGAAGCAGGGCCGUCGAUGCAGUGCCAUCGGGACCGCACGUUUCUAAGUUUGUUUUGAAUCCAGCAUAUUCGUACGCAUCUCUUCGCGGGGCCGUCGAUGCAGUGUCAUCGGGACCGAAUAUAGUUUAAAAAUUCUCUAAAUCUAAAAAUGUUUAAAGUUUUUAUA
Messenger RNA from Selaginella moellendorffii, 2906 nucleotides. RefSeq names its product shikimate O-hydroxycinnamoyltransferase. Lineage: Eukaryota; Viridiplantae; Streptophyta; Lycopodiopsida; Selaginellales; Selaginellaceae. The coding region runs from base 1161 to 2609 and encodes 482 amino acids. Gene Ontology annotation, molecular function: acyltransferase activity, transferring groups other than amino-acyl groups. The record is from RefSeq and is a predicted model, not a curated record. The transcript is spliced from 4 exons.